This is a messenger RNA of Clunio marinus, 3306 nucleotides long. Lineage: Eukaryota; Metazoa; Arthropoda; Insecta; Diptera; Chironomidae. The record is from the annotation of a GenBank genome assembly.
AUGUCUUUUUCAGAUGGAAGAAAGCUUUUUGGUGGCUAUAAAAUUACGCCAAAGUUUUGUAUGGACGCGAAAGCCGCCAAAUCUGAUGUAAAAAUUCAUGGACCAGCCAUUUGUAUGUUCAAUCACGAAUGUGUUGAAAGAAAAGGAAGAGUCAUUGGAGCUUGCAUGGAUGGAAUUCGAACACGGUCACAUCUGUUUUAUUCUUCACCCAUAAAUAGUUUUCUGUUUGGGACGUGUUGUCUAUUAUCUGGUGAAGUUGAAACUUCUUUAGCUGAUGCCAGCAGCUAUGAAUCUCAAGAACUGAAAGACAAUACAAAUAAGAUGAAAGAACAUAACAACAACAAGCCUCUUGUAAUAAAUAAUCAAUUUUACGGGUCGAAUGCUGCUGAUGAAGAUGAAAGUUUAUAUGAGAAUACGAAAAUUGAGGUUUCGAAUGAUGCUGUGGUUGUUUCAUCGCCAGCUUACGGUGAAAAAAUUACUUCUUCGAAUUAUCCAACAGAAUCUAGUUUUCAAUCAACACAAUAUGGUGCUAGUCAUAGUCACUCACCAGGUUAUUCAACAGAACUCCCGACCCGAAUUCAUUCGACAACACAAUUGUCUGACGAGUACGAAAUGAAUAAUUUCCCAGCUGAAAAUCACUUUAGUAAGAUUCCGUAUGAUCACAGCGGCAUAUCUUAUUCACCAAGCGAUGCUGAAGUAUUGUCGGAAGAUAAUCUCAUCAGUUCAUACCCGUCAUCAACUCCUGAGACUUUUGUUACUGGAACAAGCACAGAAGCUUUUGACUAUAAUAAUAACAAAAAUAAAUUCUCGAAGCCAAUUUUCAAACUGAAACCUACGCAGAGUCAAACUGCUUCAACUGAAAAGUUUGUUCUCGUUCACACAAUUUCGAAUGAGAAAGUAAACGAAGCAAAUCAAGAAAAUCAUACGAAACGACCUUCAACAAACGAAUCCAUUCAAUCAAUAAUCUUGAUGUUGAAUGGAAGUAAUCCAGGACCAGGACCUGAAUACAAUGUUGACUCGAUGAAUAAUUAUGUGUCGGGUUCAACACCGUCAUAUGGCGGUGGUAGCACGGUAAUGAUCGAUCAAGAUAAAUAUGGCUCGUCAAGUUAUUAUAUUACGACAAAGAUUCCUUCAUCAUCUUCAACAAGCUACGUUUAUCCAACCCGUAGACAGCCAACAAAAACCACAACGGUGAAAAAUGCCAACAGAAUAAAAAUCACAUCAACAACUCAAUCUCCUCCAACAACAACUCCACCAAAUGUCCCUUCAACGAGUUAUGUUUAUUCGCCGAAGCCAAUUAGGAAACGUCCAACCGUCACAUCAUCCACCGUAUCGCCAUCAACCUUAAUCAAAAAGCAGACCACAAAUAUCGUAAAGAAGACGACACCGAAACCAUUAAUAAUUGUGAAAAAGCCAACGUCUAAUGUUGGGGGCAAUUACGUGGUUAUUUCAGGUGGUGGUAUCACAAAACAUCCAUCACCGACGGUUCAUAUUACCCCAAAGCCUAUCGUUAACAUUUUAACAUCAAGUACGGUAAAUCAAAUGAGUAAUAUACAAACAAAGCGUCCUUCUGGCAUAAAUGCACCCAAACCUUCAUCGUCAGUUACCGAACGACCAGUUUUCAUGAGUACAACUCCCGGUACAUUUAUUUCAUCGUCUAUUUAUGUUCCAGCGAUACAAGAUUUCCAUAACGAAGGAUAUUUUGUUGUGACACAUCAACCUGCUGCAGCGGGUGUUUCAUCAACAGCUGUUUACACAAUCAACUCAGGAAUAUUAAAUUCGAAUGAUGUUAAACUAUCUGAAAAUGAUUCGGUGGAUCUAAAUGAUGAAACAUCUGUGAUAAAUAAUGAUGACUUGAGUAACUUUCCUCCAGUGCGUAAUCCGAAUUUAAAUUUAACAGCAGUAAACACGGUCAUAAAUGAAGCAGAAAUAUCAACACCUGAGUUUGUUGAUGAUGAGAAGCUUACCAGUAAGAUUGAUUUGCUCGUUACGAAACUUGUUGCAUCGAUGCAAGGAAAUUUAGAAAAUUUAAUUGAUAUUGUUUAUGAACGUAAGAAUGUUACCACAGUGGAACAAAAUUUAAUAAAUGUGAAGAAGAAUGGAACAAUUCAGGCAACAAAGCCAACAAAAGUGAGUAACACGAAGCCAUCAAAUGUCAAGGUUACGACGAAAGCACCGACGAGAGGAACAACCGGGAGGCCUAGCCAACAGACGACGAAAAAAACCGCCACAAAAGCUACAACAAAAAAACCGUCGACAGCCAUCAAAAAGCCAACGUCAAAGCCCGGCUCGAAUAACAGUCAAACAAGCAAGAAGCCUCCAGCUCGUGUCACGACAACCGUUUCAACGAAAAAGCCCACAAGGAAGGUCACUACGACAACAACAUCAACAACUGAACGUGCACCAGCCAAUGAUGAGUUGAUUCAAGAAGAAGGAGAAGAUGGAGCGACAGGGGAGAAUGAAGAUGAAAAUGUCGUCGAUGAGAGUGAAGUUGAAGCAACUCCAGCCCCUCUUGAGAAUGGAAGAAUUCAAUGUGGUGUUCGUCCUCAUUAUAAAAGUGGAAGAAUCGUUGGUGGCAAAGCAUCAGCAUUCGGUGAGUUUCCCUGGCAAGUGCUGGUAAGAGAAUCAACAUGGUUGGGAUUAUUUACGAAAAAUAAAUGCGGUGGCGUCUUGAUAUCAAACAACUAUGUAGUCACAGCAGCACAUUGUCAACCUGGUUUCUUAGCAUCACUUGUAGCUGUUUUUGGAGAGUAUGACAUCUCAGGUGAUUUAGAAUCGAAGCGUUCGGUAUCAAAGAAUGUCAAACGUGUCAUUGUUCAUCGUCAAUAUGAUGCUGCAACAUUUGAAAACGAUUUAGCUAUUUUAGAGUUAGAAUCACCGAUUCGUUACGACACACAUAUAGUUCCAAUUUGCAUGCCACCUGAUGGAGCAGAAUUUACUGGAAAAGUGGCCACUGUCAGUGGGUGGGGACGACUCAAAUACGGUGGAGGUGUCCCUUCAGUACUACAAGAAGUUCAAGUUCCCAUCAUAGAGAAUUCUGUGUGUCAAGAAAUGUUUGCUGCUGCAGGUCAUACAAAGAAAAUUCUCUCAUCGUUCCUCUGUGCUGGUUACGCGAAUGGUCAGAAAGAUAGUAAGUGGGAUGGUGACUCUGGUGGGCCGCUUGUGAUGCAAAGAUCUGAUGGUCGUUAUCAGUUAGUUGGAACGGUUUCUCAUGGCAUUAAAUGCGCAUCACCGCUUUUACCUGGAGUUUAUAUGAGAACAAACUUUUACAAGCCAUGGAUAAAAAGCAUAACAGGAAUUAAAUAA